Messenger RNA from Magnolia sinica, 2924 nucleotides. RefSeq names its product DNA (cytosine-5)-methyltransferase DRM2-like. The transcript has 10 exons. Gene Ontology annotation, molecular function: DNA (cytosine-5-)-methyltransferase activity. The record is from RefSeq and is a predicted model, not a curated record. NCBI's taxonomy places the organism in Eukaryota, Viridiplantae, Streptophyta, Magnoliopsida, Magnoliales, Magnoliaceae. The coding region runs from base 1083 to 2885 and encodes 600 amino acids. Gene Ontology annotation, cellular component: nucleus.
AUUACUGCAAAUUCAUCGUUCUUUGAGUGUUAUAUGAAUCGAAUCCUUUGAUCAUUUGGCGUGGCAAUCUUGAUCGUACGGUUCCGAUUUCUCUUUGAAAAAAAGUCUUUCAUUGCAGUUUUUGAUUCGAAGGAAUUGCGGAAGAGGGAACGGACAAUGCUCGGCCUGAGCUUGCAGUCGUUUCAGUUUGGGCCAGCAGUGCAGGGCCCGCAUUUAUGUGAUCCAGAUGGUUCAUCUGGUAGGCCCCACCAUGAAUGGACAAUGCUGCGAAGAAAGAAAAGAAAAACUCUCACUAUCUUGGGGAAUUCCUAGCCAUCCGAUUCUUAGGUCCGUGAGUGGAUGGUUCGAUAAAAAAAUGUGGCUGAUUGUCCAUCUGUUAACUUACGGCACAGAUAAGUGUCCACAGAUCGACGGAUGGGAUUGUUUGGUAGUGUUUAGUUUUGGUCUAUCUAUCUAUUUCUCCCCUUCUUUGAUGUAUUUUUCUUGAGAACCGAUCACCUACACGAGGCCCAUCUUUCCCGUAGCAUGUCACAUCUGAACCGUGCAAACAACAGGGUCCCACAUGAAGAUCAUCUGUGUUGAAGAUCAGGCAAAUCCACUUACUAGGUGGUACACACCUGUCCUUGAGCCAGACGAACUCGGCCAUUCUUAGAUUUUGACUGCAUGGCCCAUCUGAUAAGUGGUCUAUCCUCUUUUCUUUUCUUUUUUGUUUCUUCUCUAGGUGAUAGUCAUGGUGGGGCCCGCAUUUUGCAAGGCUCCUGUCUCCUACACAAGUGAUACAUUAGCUGGAAAAUGGGGUUGUGUUCUAAGUUAGCAUGCCACUGGCUGCAGGUGAUGAGUUCUCAAUUUUCAUUUCAUCAACGAACUUCUUGUACCUUCCAAAAAGUCAUUGGAACCCACCAGAUAAAUGUUGUGAACCACUGAAAGGCGGACCUCACCACUGAUGUAGGAUGCUGGUUGAAACAGAAUGCAGCUGGUUCAGACGAAGUAUUUUACAGUACCUGUUAGUGCAAAUCUUCUGUUCUUGGAGCUUAAGCGAGUAGUUGGAAACUCCUGUUGUGAAGAAUCAAGGUUUCGAAGAAAUGGAAACUCUGGUUGUGGAGAAUCAAGGUUUUGAAGAAAUGGAUGGGAUUAUUGACCUUGAAGGAGAGGGUGGUGAGGAAAUUGCAACCCCGACUUCAGCCUCCUCUACUUGCGCUAGUGUGACACUUCCUGCUCGAAAGCUGUUUCAGGCUCAUUCUGCAAGCUCUUCCUGCUCCAAGUCCAAGUUGAUUGCUCAUUUUGUUGGAAUGGGCUUCUCAGAAGACAUGGUGGCUAAAGCAAUUGAUGGAAAUGGAGAAGGGGAUGCAGAGGGAGUACUGGAAACUCUCCUUGCAUAUUCAGUUCUUGAGAAAUCUUCUCCAGGAGGUAGAAGCUUCCCCACUAAUUCAUGUUCUUCAGAAAUUGAAAGGUUUAGCAUGGACGAAGAGCUUCCAAAUGUGGAUAGCUGGCUGGGAAAUGAGGAAACAAAGGAAACUUUUUCUGGGGAGGAGCAGAAAUUGUUGCUUUUAGUGGAAAUGGGCUUCUCCACAGACGAGGCUGCUUCAGCUAUGGAUAGAUGUGGUCCAGAUGCUUCUCUUGUGGAGCUAACUGAUUCCAUAUAUGCUGCUCAAAUAGCAAAGGCAUCUGAGCAUGGGUCAAGUUAUUUGAUUGACGAUUCUCUUGGAGAAAAGAAAAGCAGAAAGUGGCUUGAAGAAGGGGGGAGGUGGGAAAAGAAAAUUAAUUUCCGGAGUAGUCAAUGGGAACAUCAGAAAAACAUUGUAGUGGAUGAAGAUAAUGAGCCAGUAGAUUUUUGCAUUCCGGCCAAUAUGACUGGCUUUGGGGUUCCUGAUGAUCCGUGGACUAUGACUAAGAGAAAGAUCCCAGAGGCUGCAAUAGGACCUCCGUAUUUCUACUAUGAAAACGUGGCAAGUACCCCAAAAGGUGUUUGGAAAACUAUAUCCCGCUUCUUAUAUGAUAUUGAGCCAGAAUUUGUGGAUUCAAAGCAUUUCUGCGCUGCAACAAGAAAACGCGGCUACAUUCACAAUCUCCCCAUUUACGGUCGGUUUCCGCUUCAGCCAGUUGCUCCACGCACAAUACAUGAAGCAUUGCCCAUGACAAAAAAAUGGUGGCCUUUGUGGGACCCACGAAAGCAACUGAACUGUUUACAGACUUGUAUUGCAAGUGCUAAACUAACAGAGAGAAUACGGAGUGCUCUCGCCAAGUCACCCGAUCCACCACCUCAGAAUGUCCAACAAUAUGUGCUGAAUGAAUGCCGGAAAUGGAAUUUGGUUUGGGUUGGGGUGCAUAAGGUUGCCCCUCUUGAGCCUGAUGAGAUAGAGAUGUUAUUGGGAUUCCCAAGGAAUCACACAAGAGGAGGCGGAAUUAGUCGAACGGAGAGAUAUAAAUCUUUGGGAAAUUCUUUUCAGGUUGACACUGUAGCCUACCACCUCUCCAUAUUGAAGUGCAUGUUUCCCAACGGCAUCACAGUUUUGUCACUUUUCUCUGGAAUUGGGGGUGCAGAAGUGGCUCUUCACCAGCUUGGGAUCCCAUUAAAGACUGUUGUUUCAGUUGAAAUUUCAGAAAUCAAUAGAAACAUCCUGCGUAGUUGGUGGGAACAGACGAACCAAACGGGGAAUUUGAUCCAUAUUGAGGAUGUGCGGAAAUUGAACUCCGAUCGGCUUGAGCAACUUAUAAAUACGUUUGGUGGCUUCGAUCUGAUUAUCGGGGGAAGCCCGUGCAAUAACCUUGCGGGCAGCAACAGGGUGAGCAGAGAUGGGCUUGGGGGAGAGCACUCUAUCCUCUUCUAUGAUUAUUAUCGUAUUCUGGACCUUGUGAAGGCGAUUAUGGGGAGAAACGUACAGUAGUCUUGAAAAUAGAGCUACCUUUUGGUAAGUGGCAUUCAA